This is a messenger RNA of Hemisphaericaspora subhashii, 2934 nucleotides long. RefSeq names its product linker nucleoporin. Gene Ontology annotation, cellular component: nuclear pore. NCBI's taxonomy places the organism in Eukaryota, Fungi, Ascomycota, Pichiomycetes, Serinales, Debaryomycetaceae. The transcript has a single exon. Gene Ontology annotation, biological process: protein import into nucleus; poly(A)+ mRNA export from nucleus. Gene Ontology annotation, molecular function: structural constituent of nuclear pore. The record is from RefSeq and is a predicted model, not a curated record. Bases 1 to 2934 code for a protein of 977 amino acids.
AUGUCGUUGUUUGGUACUCAAUCUAAAACGAUAGGUACAAGUGGUGGAUUCUCCUUUGGACAGAAUCAACCAACUUCACAAUUCUCAGGCACAACUCCUUCGUUUGGUGGAUCAACAACAACAGGUGGAACGACCGCUCCUGCUGCAGCAGGUUCAACUCUUAAUCCAUCUGCCAAUGCUGCUUCAUCAACAUUUACAUUGCCAACGUCAAUAAAUGCUACAAACAGUUCUAAAUUAUUAAAAGAAUUAUUGGAAUCGGCUAAUAACUUACCUAAAAACACUGACAAUGUCGAACUUGGAUCAAUUCAUCUUACAUUAAAUGAAUUACAACGAAAAUCACAACAAUUGAGGAAGCUUGACGAUUCAAAGAAAGAUGUUAGUUAUACUAAAGCUCAUUAUUUAUUAGCAGGAAGUGGGAUUAGUGCAGAAGAGAUUGAGAAUGAUUUGAAUGCAAUUCAUAUCCCACAAAGAACAACCACCACUGGAGGUGUCGGUCCAGUUACUGCAUCAAGAGUUGGUGUAACUUCAGAAAAUAUCGAAAAUUAUUUAAAUACCAAAAAAGAUGAAAGUAUAUUGAAUUCGAUUGAACAAUCGUUAGCUUUGGCUUCUAAAGAUUUUGAUAAUUUCAUAAAUGCGAACAUUUCAAUUGAUUGGAAAGUUAGAAGAGAUGAAUUAAGAAAAGCAGUUGGGUUGAAAUAUAAUGGAGAUAAUAGUGCUGAUUCUAUUAGGAAUUCUUUAAUUUGGAAGAAAACGAACUUCUCUUCAGGUGGUAAUAUUUUAUCUCCAUUGAGCACCUCAACAACAGCAAGUUCAUCAGCUAAACAAAUGACUAGAGAAAAAUUCGAAAAUCAUGCCAAAAUAGUAUAUGCUCUUAAUGAAGCUAGAUUAGAAUCAAGAAAUUUCCCAUUAUGCUUAAAUUUCAAUGAAUUGAAUAAAUUACAAAACGAUAUGAAAUCAAAACAAAUUUCAGAAAUUUGGAAGAUUUUAAUUGAAUUAACUAAUGAAAAAUUCUCAAAGACUAGUCAAGAGCAGAAAUUCUAUAAUGUUGAUAAAGAUGAAUUAGAUUCAAUUAUUGUAAACAAUAGUAAGAACUACUUACAACAAGAAUUUUUCAACUAUGUUGAUGAGCUUUAUAUUAAGGAUAAUAAUAAAACCCCAAAUUUCUUGCCAGCAACAAACUUGAACAAGAUUUCUUAUUUCAUUCACCAAAUAAUCUUGAAAAAUGAUCCUGAUUUAGUUAAUAAAACCUUAUUGGUUAAUGGUACUCCAAUUUGGGCGUUAAUCUUUUAUCUCAUCCGUGCUGGGUUAUAUCUUGAUGCUGUGGGAUUAGUUCUUGGUAAUCGUGAAAUCUUCAAUAAAUUUGAUAAGAAUUUCCCAGUAUAUAUUAAGAAAUAUGUUGACAGUGAUAAUCAUACCUUACCUUCAGAUUUAAGUGAAAGGCUACAUCAGGAAUUUAAUCAACAAUUUCAAUUCAUUAUAAAUGAUGUUGAUACAAGUAUCAAUUAUGAUCCUUACAAAUAUUCGGUUUAUAAAAUCAUUGGGAAAUGUGAUUUAACUAAGAAAUCCUUACCUCAAUCAAUUAAUUUAUCUAUUGAAGAUUGGUUAUGGUUCCAUUUAUCUAUUAUUAAACAAAAGCAAUCAAAUAAUGAGUCUACAUUAUUAUUUGAGAAUUAUGAUUUAUCUGAUUUACAAAACAAAAUCAUUCAUUUAGGCCCAAAAGCAUUCUUAACAUCUCCAAAUAAUCCACUUUAUCUUAAGACCUUGAUUUUAGUUGGUCUUUAUGAAUUAGCAGUUCAAUAUACUUAUGAACAACUCAAUGAAUGUGAUGCGGUUCAUUUGGCUAUUGGAUUCAUCUACUAUGGUUUAUUAAAGUGUUCCAACGCAAGCAAAGAUGUCUUGUUGAGUGUAUUCGACAAUGAAUAUCAAAUUAAUUUCAGUAGAUUAGUAGGUUCAUUCACUAGAAGUUUCAAAAUUAGUGAUCCAAAAGUUGCAUGUCAAUAUUUAAUUUUAAUAGCCAUGGCAAAGGGAGGUGAAUGUAAAGAAGAAAUUGCUAUUUGUCAUGAAGCAUUACGUGAAUUGAUCUUGACUUCUCGUGAAUUUGGAAUCUUAUUGGGAGAAUUAAAUCAAGCUAAUGGAACUAAAAUCCUGGGUAUUUUAGAAAGACAAAGAAAAUUAAUUAAAUUGGAAAAUAUUGAUGAAUUCUAUCAUCAAAUUAUUGAAAUUACUGCUAGUAAAUGUGAAGAAGAAGGUAGAAUAUUUGAUGCCUUGUUGUUAUAUCAAUUAUGUUGUGAAUAUGAUACUGUUGUUUCUUUAAUUAAUAAAUUAUUGGCAGAGAUUUUUGCUACUAGUGAUUUGAAUAAGCCAAUUAUAAGAUAUGGUAAUUAUCAAGUUAUUUCCAAUGGAUAUAUUGACGAUAAUAAAGAGUGUGAAGAUACUGUUGAUAAUAAUAUAAUUUUAUUGUCUCAACAUAUUAUGAGGAUCUUCAAUAAUAAUGGUUCUAUAUUGGAUAAGAUAUCUCUGCAAAAGAAGAGAACUUGUGAUUUAUUAUUACCAAUGGUUACAAUUAGAGAUUUAUUCCUCAAAAAGAAUUGGCGUGAAGUAAUUACACAAAUCAAUCAAUUGAAUCUUAUUCCAGUAGGACCUAAUGAUGAUCUUAUUAAGAUUAGAAACAUGAGCGAAAUGAUCCAAAAUAAUGAUUUGGAUGAUAAUUUGAUUAAAGUUAUUCCUUCUUUGUUGAUUAUGGUUAUGACUAGUGUUUGUCAUUUGAACUAUGAGAUCUUAUCGAAGAGAUAUCAAUCUUUAAGCAACCAAAGAGAUGAAUUGUCUAGUUGGAAGCAAGUGGCUAAGAAUUGUAUGAUUUACGCUGGGAUGGUACAAUAUAAGAUGCCUAGAGAAACUUAUAGUUUGUUGAUCAAUUUAGAAUCACAAUUGUAG